AUGGGCAAAGGAGUUGGUGAAAGGAGCCCGCCUCAGCUCUGCCUCCUUUGCACCUGGGCCCUAUCGCCCGCGACGAGGAUGAUGAUGUGGUCCAACUUCUUCAUGCACGAGGAGGACCGCCGGCUGGGGGCCGUGGGCCGGCGGCGAGCUCACGGGGCGCGCAAGGCCAGGAUGACCCCUGAGCACGAGGGGAAGAUCAAGCUGGCGCUGCUGCUGACCUCCGUGGGUGCCACGCUGGCAGUGCUGGCCGUGGGCACCGAGUUCUGGGUGGAACUCAACACCUACAGGGACAACGGCAGUGCCGUCUGCGAUGCUGCCCACCUGGGGCUCUGGAAGAUGUGCACCAAACGACUGUGGCAGGCGGACGUGCCCGCGGGCAGAGACACCUGCGGCCCAGCGGAGCUGCCCGGAGAAGCAAACUGCACUUAUUUUAAAUUCUUCACCACGGGAGAGGAUGCUCACAUCUUCCAGAGAACCACAAAGAAAGAGGUAAAUCUGGCAGCUGCGGUGAUAGCAGUGCUAGGCCUGGCAGUCAUGGCCCUGGGGAGCCUCUGUAUCAUCACGGUGCUCAGCAAAGGUGCAGAGUUCCUGCUCCGGGUUGGAGCCAUCUGCUUUGGCCUCUCAGGCCUGCUGCUUCUGGUCAGCCUGGAGGUGUUCCGCCAUUCCGUGCAAGCCUUGCUGCAGAGAGUUAGCCCUGACCCUCCCCCAUCCCCGGCCCUGACCUAUGAAUACUCCUGGUCUCUGGGCUGUGGCUUGGGGGCCGGCCUGGUCCUGAUCCUGGGGAGUGGCUUCUUUCUCCUGCUUACCCUGCCUCCCUGGCCCUGGGGCUCCCUCUGUCCCAAGUGGGGGCACAGGGCCACCUAG
Eubalaena glacialis (North Atlantic right whale) is the source of this 864-nucleotide messenger RNA. RefSeq names its product calcium voltage-gated channel auxiliary subunit gamma 6 (gene CACNG6). Gene Ontology annotation, biological process: calcium ion transport; regulation of calcium ion transmembrane transport via high voltage-gated calcium channel. Gene Ontology annotation, cellular component: membrane; L-type voltage-gated calcium channel complex. The record is from RefSeq and is a predicted model, not a curated record. Lineage: Eukaryota; Metazoa; Chordata; Mammalia; Artiodactyla; Balaenidae. The transcript has 5 exons. Gene Ontology annotation, molecular function: calcium channel regulator activity. The coding region runs from base 1 to 864 and encodes 287 amino acids.